Molecule: messenger RNA, 829 nt
Organism: Telopea speciosissima
Lineage: Eukaryota; Viridiplantae; Streptophyta; Magnoliopsida; Proteales; Proteaceae
Product: peptidyl-prolyl cis-trans isomerase Pin1
Exons: 2
Coding region: 138-497 (119 amino acids)
Cellular component (GO): nucleus; cytosol
Molecular function (GO): peptidyl-prolyl cis-trans isomerase activity
Source: RefSeq, a predicted model, not a curated record
UUUUGUAUUUGUGGAAAGUGGAAACUUUUAAGGAAAGAAAGAUAGGGAACGAUCGUAAGAGGAAGAAAGCUUCGGCUUCAUCGGAUCGACCAGAGAAGCAACAGCAGCAGCAGCAGCAACAAAGUAGGAGAAUCCAAAUGUCGAACUCCAAUCAAGUGAGGGCGUCCCACAUCCUCAUCAAGCACCAGGGUUCCAGAAGGAAAGCUUCUUGGAAGGAUCCAGAAGGUCGCAUCAUCAUGAACACCACCAGGGACACCGCUGUCUCUCAGCUCAAGACCCUCCGUGACGACAUCGUCACCACCAAGGCCAAGUUCGACGACCUCGCCUCUCGCUACUCCGAUUGCAGCUCUGCCAAGCGCGGUGGCGAUUUAGGUCCUUUUGGCAGAGGGCAGAUGCAGAAGCCUUUUGAAGAAGCAACAUAUGCUCUGAAAGUGGGAGAGAUUAGUGACAUUGUGGAUACCGAUAGUGGUGUCCACAUAAUCAUGAGAACUGGCUGAUCGUUGAUCCAAACACUCUCAACAUUCUAUUUCUACAGAUCAGCUUUUCUUUCCAAGUUGGUUUGUGCUGCGUAUCCAUUUGGGGAAGUUGAGCCAUGUUAUUACACGCUUAUAUGGCUAAUCAGAGAGCAUUCUUUGUGAUCCACUCUCAUAAAUUCUUAAUUACAUUUUGAGACUGUAUUUGAAGGUACUUGUAUGGAAACGAUUCAUGGUCAGCAAUAGCUGUUUUUGCCUGUGUUUCUAAUGCAGACACUUCGAUUAUUAAGAAGUAAUUUGGUUGGGGUUAAAAGGCCAGGAUUUCACCAAAUAAAAAAGAUGUUCUUUUUGGGUCU